Asparagus officinalis (garden asparagus) is the source of this 1067-nucleotide messenger RNA. Its product is annotated as malate dehydrogenase, mitochondrial-like. Gene Ontology annotation, biological process: tricarboxylic acid cycle; malate metabolic process. The record is from RefSeq and is a predicted model, not a curated record. Gene Ontology annotation, molecular function: L-malate dehydrogenase (NAD+) activity. NCBI's taxonomy places the organism in Eukaryota, Viridiplantae, Streptophyta, Magnoliopsida, Asparagales, Asparagaceae. Gene Ontology annotation, cellular component: cytoplasm; mitochondrion.
GGCCAACCACUGUCGAUGCUGAUGAAGCUCCACCCCCUCGUGUCCUCCCUCCUCUACGACGUCGCGCCAACCCCGGGCGUCGCCGCCGACGUCAGCCACGUGUCCACUCGGCCCGAAGUCGCCGGUUUCGUCGGCGAGGAGAAGAUCGGGGAGGCUCUGAAAGGAUCGGAUCUCGUGAAUGGCGUGCCGAGGAAGCCGGGGAUGACGAGGGAUGAUUUGUUCAAUGUUAAUGCUGGGAUUGUUAAGUCCCUUUGUGUUGCCGUUGCUGAACAUUGCCCCGGUGCAAUUGUAAAUGUGAUAAGCAACCCAGUGAACUCAACGGUGCCAAUUGCAGCAGAGGUGUUCAAGAAAGCAGGGACCUAUGAUGAAAGGAAGUUAUUUGGUGUUACAACUCUGGAUGUGGUUAGGGCUAGGACUUUUUAUGCGGGGAAGGCUAAUGUCCCUGUUUCUGACGUUAAUGUUCCUGUUGUGGUGGCACACGCGGGUGUAACAAUUCUGCCUUUAUUUUCUCAGGCAACUCCUGCAGCUAAUUCUUUGUCUGAAGAGGAUAUCAAGGCACUCACAAGGAGAACACAAGAUGGAGGGACUGAAGUUGUGGAGGCAAAGGCUGGAAAAGGUUCUGCAACCUUGUCCAUGGCGUAUGCUGGUGCUCUCUUUGCAGAUGCAUGCUUGAAGGGCCUUAAUGGGGUUCCUGAUGUUGUGGAAUGUUCUUUUGUGCAGUCAAGCACCACAGAGCUACCUUUCUUUUCCUCCAAGGUGAGGCUGGGGAAGAAUGGUGUUGAAGAAGUACUUGGAUUGGGUUCUCUUUCUGAUUUUGAAAAGCAAGGGUUGGAGAAUCUGAAGGCUGAGCUCAAGUCCUCCAUUGAGAAAGGGAUCAAGUUUGCUAAUGAGAAUUAGUGAAUCAUCAUAGUUCUGUUGAUACCAUUGUUUGGAGAUUUCAAAUCAAUAAAGAAUGCAAGUUAGCUUUUACCCGAUCAUAAUGAAGUUGUAUAGAUGACAGUUUAAUUCAUUGUUUGGUAUCUUGUUCUUGCAUCCAAUUCUUUCCACGAGUAGAUCAAUGUUGCAUA